AUGGCCGACGGUCCAGUAUACAAUGCGUCUACCCCAACAGGCGGAGAUCCACUCAAGGUCGAUGUAAAUGCUCAAUAUGCAGGCGUCGAAUGGAACUACACCUACAUCAUAUUCUGCUCGUUCAUUGUUUGGUUGAUAAUCCCCGGGAUCGGUCUUCUAUACAGUGGCCUCGCACGCAGAAAAUCAGCGCUGGCAUUACUCUUCCAGGCGUUCAUGGUUGUGGCUGUAACAACCUUUCAAUGGAUGUUCUGGGAUUACUCUUUGGCCUAUGCUCGAGAUGCAAGUCCAUUCAUUGGGACCUCUAAGAACUUUGGGUUGAGAGGUGUGAUGGUAGCACCAUCACCUGGCUCGGCUGAUCUCCCAGAGAUUGUAUUCUGCUUUUAUCAGCUUCUAUUCUGCGCGUGCACGGUAAGCAACACCUGGCAAUUCAAUGUCGAAUUUAAAUUUAAUGGAAUCCCGCGGAAGGUCAUGAUCGUUGUCGGCGGUGCAUUCGAACGAGGCAACAUGAUCCCCUCGCUGAUCUUCAGCUUCUGCUGGGCGACCAUCGUCUACUGUCCCCUAGCCUGUUGGACUUGGAAUAGCAACGGGUGGCUGUAUAAUCUCCCGUCGCUUGAUUUCGCCGGUGGCGGCCCAGUUCACAUCGCAUCUGGUUGGUCGGCAUUGGCUUAUGCCUUUGUCCUGGGGAAGCGCAAAAAUAUCGACCGCCCUUCACAGGCGAAACCCCACAACACCACCUUAGUCUUCUUGGGGACGGUGUUGAUCUGGUUUGGAUGGUUCGGGUUCAACGGCGGCUCUGCCCUCAAUGCCAAUGUGCGGGCAAUGCUAGCGGCAUUUAACACCAACACUGCGGCUUGCACAGGAGUACUAGGAUGGGUGCUGGUUGACUAUAUCAAGCACCGCGGGAAGUUUUCGGUAGUAGGAUCGUGCGAAGGCGCAAUCGCAGGGCUAGUUGGCAUCACGCCAGCGGCCGGAUUUGUGUCUGUGUGGCUUGCGGCCCUCAUCGGGUUCCUCACGAGUAUCGUUUGCGCCCUCCUCCAAGAUAUCAAUGAGUGGUUACACAUAGACGAGGGGAUGGAUGUAUUCAAGCUGCACGGUAUCGAUGGGAUGGUGGGGGCCUUCCUUACCGGGAUCUUUGCGUCGCAGUCUAUUGCGGCGUUGGAUGGCGUGACCGAGGCUACUGGAGGCAUUGACGGCAAUGGAGUGCAAGUUGGAAAACAAUUAGCCGAAGUGUGUGCUAUCUCGGCAUAUUCUUUUAUUGUCUCGUGUAUCCUGCUCUACAUUCUCAAGUUCGUACCGGGGAUGCAGUUGCGGGUGGAUGAGGAGGCGGAAGUGGUUGGCCUGGACCGCGCGCAGUUUAUUGAUGAGCAGAUUGGUGAACGGUUGCUCCUGGACGAUUUAUGCGGGUCUUCAUCACCCACAAGGGUGCUUGAUGGGCAGGUUCCUGUAGUGGUUGACUCUCAGGAAACGAAGACGUGA
Penicillium verrucosum is the source of this 1476-nucleotide messenger RNA. Its product is annotated as ammonium transporter. Lineage: Eukaryota; Fungi; Ascomycota; Eurotiomycetes; Eurotiales; Aspergillaceae. The transcript has 4 exons. Gene Ontology annotation, biological process: ammonium transmembrane transport. Gene Ontology annotation, cellular component: plasma membrane. The record is from RefSeq and is a predicted model, not a curated record. The coding region runs from base 1 to 1476 and encodes 491 amino acids. Gene Ontology annotation, molecular function: ammonium channel activity.